ACAAAGUGACGAUGAUAACGUAUGUGUCUGAUUGAACGUUCCAGCAAGUCAGAUAUGGCGGCGAAAACUUCCGCCACCGCUUCUGCUAUGUGUGCCUCGCCAUCACUGAAAGUUUCGAAGGAAGUGGAUCCUCAACAUGCUUCUGAGACCUUGCAUUUCGUUAACACUAUGGGCGCUGGCAUCCCCGUUCCUGAAAAUUGUAACACCCAUGGCUUCUACUCCCUCUUUCUUCGGAGUUUCAUCAAAGUCGAUCAUAUCCAACGAGGAAGAAUCUCUUGCACUAUUGUCGCCAAACCACCUAUCUGUAAUGGCUAUGGAACACUGCAUGGUGGGGCUGUUGGGUCAUUCGUUGAAGCUCUGUGUACUGCUUGUGCAAGAACAGUAGUUGCUGAGGACAAGGAACUUUUUCUUGGGGAAAUGAGCAUUUCUUACCUCUCUGCCACUCCAACAAACGAAGAAGUGCAAGCUAAUGCCUCCGUGGUGAAGACUGGAAGAAAUCUGACUGUAGUUACACUUGAGUUUAAACUGAAGAAAACUGGCAAUUUGCUAUAUAUUACUCAUGCUACCUUCUAUAACAUGCCAGUUGCCAGUUUAUGAACAUUUAGCUUUCUGUGGGACGUUGUUUUACAGUUCCAUUUAAUGUUUGUUAUAACAAAAUUGACUUGUUAAGAGUGUAAAUUGACAUGGAUAACUUAGAAUGCUGCUGAUAGAUCAUGUGGUUUAUACAAAGUGGUGAAUUGAAAGAAUG
Molecule: messenger RNA, 748 nt
Organism: Gastrolobium bilobum
Lineage: Eukaryota; Viridiplantae; Streptophyta; Magnoliopsida; Fabales; Fabaceae
Exons: 3
Coding region: 22-597 (191 amino acids)
Molecular function (GO): fatty acyl-CoA hydrolase activity
Source: RefSeq, a predicted model, not a curated record